GGUGUCUUAAGUUUUUCUUUUUCCUCAAGAUGACACUAUUAUCGUCAGAUCCAAUAAGCAACACAACUGAUUCCAUUGACUCACAAUACUACGACCUUGGCCAUCACUCCCGACGAGUGAGCACAACUUCAGCUGAAGCUCAAUUGUGGUUCAAUCGGGGAUUGCUGUGGGCAUACUCUUUCAAUCUUGGCGAGGCAGAGAAAUGCUUCGAGCACGCUAUCGAAUACGAUCCAGAGUGCGCGAUUUUAUAUUGGGGCCUUGCCUACUCUGUUGGCCCAAAUUACAACAAGGCUUGGAAAUAUUUCGAUACCGAAGACUUCAAAGUUUGUACUAAGAAAGCAAACGAUGCAUUGGGCACUGCAUUGAGGCUUUCCCUUCAAGCCACGCCAAUCGAGAAGGCCUUGAUCGUUGCGCUCACUGCUCGUUUCCUACCAAGUGAAAACAUUCCAGACGAGCUCGGCUUCUUGGAUGCUGGAUAUGCUGAUGCAAUGCGUCUUGUGUACAAAGACUUCCCUCGAGACACAGACAUCGCAGCGUUAUUCGCUGAUGCUUUGAUGUGCAUCACCCCUCGCGGACUCUGGAACCUGGAUACCGGUAAGCCCACUGCCAACCACACGAUAGAGGCCCGUCAAGUAAUUGAGUCGGGUCUGGCACAGAGUGACGGUCACAAUCAUCCUGCCCUUUGCCAUCUUUACAUACACAUGUUGGAGAUGUCCCCUUUCCCAGAGCUGGCGCUCCCAGCUGCGGACAGGCUACGCCGCCUUGUUCCAGACGCUUCACAUAUGUUGCACAUGCCGACACACAUCGAUGCCGCGAUUGGCGACUACCGACGAUCAAUCCUCUCCAACCAGGAAGCAAUAGAUGCUGACGAUCAAUAUUUUGCACACGCCAGCGGUACUGUCCAAUACGUCAUGUAUCGAGUGCAUUACAUUUGUGCAAAGCUUUACGCAGGGAUGAUGUCUGGCCGGUUUACUGACGCCAUGGCCGCGGCAGAGAAGAUCGAAGAAGUUAUCGACGAGAAGCUGCUAUCUAUCACAAGUCCACCAGUGGCAGAUUUUGUGGAGAGCUUUUACGGGAGCAAAGCGCAUGUCCUUAUACGAUUCGGACGCUGGAAUGACAUUCUCAAUUUGGAGCUGCCCAGUAACCGCAUCAUGUACUGUACGACUGUAGCGAAUGUCCUCUACGCUCGCGGACUUGCGUUAAGCGCGCUCGGCCGAGUGUCUGAGGCUGAGGCUGCGCAAAAAGAGUUUGAAGAAGCCCGUCGCGCGGUACCAAAGACACGACUGAACAGCAUUCCGACCAGACAAGUUGAUGUAUUCAGUGUUGCUUCAGCUAUGCUGCAUGGCGAGAUUGAGUACCGCAAAGGUAAUUUCGAUAUUGCCUUUUCUUUGCUUCGGAAAGCUGCAGAGUUGGAAGAUUCUUUGCCCUACGGCGACCCGCCACCAUGGAUGCAGCCGGUACGUCAUGCGCUAGGGGGACUUUUACUAGAGCAGAACCGCGUUGAAGAGGCAGAGGUGGCCUUUAGAGAAGAUCUAGGCUUUUCGAAAGAGUACCCUCGUCGCAGGGCUAAGCUGAACAAUGUGUGGGGACUACACGGGCUACAUGAGUGCUUCAAACGUGCUGGAAAGCUCGAAGAGGCACAGUUCAUUAGAUCACCCUACGAGAUUGCUUUGGCUGUUAGUGAUGUACCAAUCACUGUAUCAUGCUAUUGCUGUCUCUCGGCCGACCAAACUUACGGAUGCUGUUCAUAG
Boeremia exigua is the source of this 1751-nucleotide messenger RNA. RefSeq lists its product as uncharacterized. Bases 30 to 1751 code for a protein of 573 amino acids. Gene Ontology annotation, molecular function: protein binding. The record is from RefSeq and is a predicted model, not a curated record. Lineage: Eukaryota; Fungi; Ascomycota; Dothideomycetes; Pleosporales; Didymellaceae. The transcript is spliced from 2 exons. Gene Ontology annotation, cellular component: intracellular anatomical structure.